Vanrija pseudolonga is the source of this 959-nucleotide messenger RNA. RefSeq names its product Protein GID8 (gene GID8). The record is from RefSeq and is a predicted model, not a curated record. Gene Ontology annotation, molecular function: protein binding. The coding region runs from base 95 to 823 and encodes 242 amino acids. Gene Ontology annotation, biological process: proteasome-mediated ubiquitin-dependent protein catabolic process. Gene Ontology annotation, cellular component: nucleus; cytoplasm. Lineage: Eukaryota; Fungi; Basidiomycota; Tremellomycetes; Trichosporonales; Trichosporonaceae. The transcript has 3 exons.
CCAUUUGCACCUUGUCAUCAAACUAUAACAGGCGCUUUCAUCCCCCAUUCUUUCGACUUCUUCAGUCUGCAGUCUGCAUGCUUGCUUGCGCAGCAUGUCGGCCAGACCAUCAAUCAACACGGCUGGCCAGCCUGCCGGCCGUCAGACUUGGGAAGCCAAGUUUGAGUCAGCCGAGGUGUCCACCACCGACUUCAAUGCCAUAGUUUUCGAUUACCUCGUGGUCCAGGGCUUUUCGGGUGCCGCCAUCGCAUUCGCACGCGAAGCUGGCAUUUCUCAGACGAUCGACCAAGCCAUGAUUCAAGAGCGGAUGGAGAUUCGACAAGCCGUUGAAGAUGGUCGCGUUGAGGAGGCUGUUCGCCGAGUCAAUGAGCUGGAUCCAGAGAUUCUGGACACCGACUCUACGCUACUCUUCCACCUGUUUCUCCUGCGAUUGAUCGAGCUCAUUCGUGCCGAGCGCAUCGACGAUGCGUUGCAGUUUGCCACUCUCGAACUCGCCCCUCGCGGCGCCCAGAACCCCGAAUUCCUCGCCGACCUGGAGAGAACCAUGGCCCUCCUCGCGUUUCCAAACAUCACCAAGGACGACCUGUCGAGUGACCCAGCGUAUGCGCCAAUCACCAAGCUUAUGAGUCGCGAUCAACGCACCAAGGUCGCGAAGGAACUCAACGCGGCGAUUCUGGAUAGCCAGGGGCAGGGGAAGGAGACUAAGCUCGCCGGUCUCAUUCGGCUGAUGGGAUGGGGAGAGGAGCGCCUGAGUAAGGCUGGCAUUACUGUUCACGACGAUCGUGGCCGCCAAUGGGCCGACGCUGUACUUGACGAAGUGUAAGGCAAAGUUGUAUGGAGGAGCUAAUAUUGUAUAUAUUGGUGUAUGAUGUUACCAAAGUCAAGAAGUAGGAGCAAGUCACAUGAUCUGGUCGGUCGCCGGAGUGACCGAAUGAAUGAAUGAUUAUGACUCGAUGACA